CAAAAAUGUCCACCGCGUGUGAAGUUGGAAUGAAUUCAAUCUACAGUCACGAAAAAGAGCAUUUGAAAGAUUCGAAGCAUAAAUCUAACCGUAAAAAGCACAGUUCUGGUGGACAUAUUAAUGCGGAUUCUAGUACAAAAGAUAAGCAUGUGCCAGAUAAUACUAAGGAAAGAAAAUCAUUCGAACAUAGUAAAUGUAAAUACAAAUCUCCUAAACAUGCACACACUCUUUCAAAUUCUGAUCAUUUCAAGAUAGAUACAAUGCGCAGGCAUGUAAAUCGUGGCUAUGAAUUCUCUGCACCUAAAAGCUAUAUUGACAAUGAAAGUCGUUUUUCCUCUGAGUGGCACGAAGAAUAUAAUACUGAUCUUGUACAAGAAGUUGAAUAUUUAAGCAAACAGGUUUCUUAUUUGACGGAAGAAAAUCUGAGAUUGAGCAAUGCCUUAUAUAAUAUAAAGGGUCAUUCAGAAGCAGAAACAGAAUCCGAAGUAUAUAUCAGUUUCAAGGAAAAAAGAUUAGAUGAAAAGUUUUCUUCGAUACUCAGAGAUUUAAUUGUAGAAUUAACUUCAGGUCAUCUUGAUAUACAGGAGUUAAAAAAAUUCAUUUCAUCAAAGAAGCAAAACACGAAUGAAGUUGAGGAAAAUCCUGAGGACUUAUUUUCGUUAGAUAUUUCUACAGCAUCAGAAACAAGUUAUACUGUUGUACCUAAGUAUGAAGCAAGUUUUAAUGAAAUUCUUGAUAAGAAAGAUGAGAGUGAUGCUAAAUCUGAAGCUUCUGAUGGAAAGUAA
Stegodyphus dumicola is the source of this 785-nucleotide messenger RNA. RefSeq names its product zinc finger CCHC domain-containing protein 8 homolog. NCBI's taxonomy places the organism in Eukaryota, Metazoa, Arthropoda, Arachnida, Araneae, Eresidae. The record is from RefSeq and is a predicted model, not a curated record. Gene Ontology annotation, molecular function: RNA binding. Gene Ontology annotation, biological process: RNA processing. Gene Ontology annotation, cellular component: catalytic step 2 spliceosome.